AUGCGCAUGCGAGGAUAUGAGGCAGCGCACGGCCCACCCAAGGCCAAUCCUGCUGCAGCCCCGGCUCCCGUUCUGGCACCCGUUCUCGCCCCGGCUCCCAUCGUCGUUCCCGUUCCGGCAGCCGCGCCCUCCCAGCCACCCCUAACUUCAAGCAAGGCUUCAAUCUCCCAGGCUUCGCCUGCUAACGUCUCGAAAGCCUCCCCUAAGCACCACCUGAAGGGCAGUGGCCCGUCGCCCAACCCCGCAGCUCGUGAAGCCAUGCGCCCCCCCAAGUACGGGGGAUACAGCAAGAGAGAUCAGCUUGGCAGCGUCAAUGACAGCUGGGGAGCGGAGGAAUCUGUUGACGAUGGUGGUGUCCGUCGCCUUGGACUGUUCCAGGUCGAGCCGGAGCCACCCAGCCCUCCUGCCAGCCCUUUUCCGUGA
Molecule: messenger RNA, 423 nt
Organism: Trichosporon asahii var. asahii CBS 2479
Lineage: Eukaryota; Fungi; Basidiomycota; Tremellomycetes; Trichosporonales; Trichosporonaceae
Exons: 2
Coding region: 1-423 (140 amino acids)
Source: RefSeq, a predicted model, not a curated record